AUGAAUGCCGCACGUGGCGAGGUGCUCAUGCCUGUCGUGGGACUGGGUACGGGAACAUAUGGUCAACCGAAUGGUACGGGGGGUGAGUAUUGGGGGCCUGAACAAGGUCAUAACGCCACUAUUGCGUGGUUGAAGUUAGGUGGUCGACGCAUCGACACCGCUGACGACUACGCCUCACGCGACGGAAUCGGCACGGGAUGGGUGGCCAGCGGCGUGCCCCGCUCCGAAAUAUUCAUCACGUCCAAGGUGGAUCCAUCUGGCUACGGCGAAGCACUCGAAGAGUUUGCCGGCAUCCUCAAGUCCCUGCAGACCGAAUAUAUCGAUCUUCUGCUUAUUCACUGGCCGGGCGCUCAGCCAGGCGACUUCGAUAAGCCAAUUCCCCCUUGCAAGCAAGGAAAAUCGACUUGGACUGACUGUCGUGUGCAAACAUGGCGAGCAUUAGAAAAAGUAUUUGAUCAACAAAGCGUAAGAAUCUUCUGA
Molecule: messenger RNA, 480 nt
Organism: Didymodactylos carnosus
Lineage: Eukaryota; Metazoa; Rotifera; Eurotatoria; Philodinida; Philodinidae
Source: the annotation of a GenBank genome assembly